Mytilus trossulus (common blue mussel) is the source of this 2259-nucleotide messenger RNA. Its product is annotated as b(0,+)-type amino acid transporter 1-like. The transcript is spliced from 13 exons. Gene Ontology annotation, cellular component: membrane. Gene Ontology annotation, biological process: amino acid transmembrane transport. NCBI's taxonomy places the organism in Eukaryota, Metazoa, Mollusca, Bivalvia, Mytilida, Mytilidae. The record is from RefSeq and is a predicted model, not a curated record. Gene Ontology annotation, molecular function: L-amino acid transmembrane transporter activity. The coding region runs from base 308 to 1804 and encodes 498 amino acids.
CCCAAGUAAUUGCUACUAUCCUUAAGUUAAAUCUGUCAUUUUGUAUUCACAAAUUUAAAUGAUGGUCACUAGUUAUUUGUUCGAAAUAGUAAUAAAAGUGUUAAAGUAUGACUAAAUAACCAUAUAUGACUUUUGUAUACUAUUACAUAUUUAUGCAGUUAUAAACGCUGUACGGUUCAUUAGAGCAGAACGUCCUUUUUCUUUUUAUAAGUUUAAAAUUAAAUCCAGUUAAUUUGUACACACCUACACAUCAAUAGCGUAUUUAGUAUAUUCUGUCGAUGCAGUCCUUUUAUGCCAAAUAUCCAAGAUGGAAAAUAAAUCAUAUUCAGAUGAUGACGUUGAAUUACGAAAGAGACCAAUCAAUGGGACUGCCUCAGAUGAACCUAGAGUCGUCAUAGUAGAAGAUACGGCAAAGUUAAAGCAAAGCGUUGGGAUAAUAAGUGGAAUCUCAUUUAUUGUUGGGAGUGUCAUAGGUUCAGGUAUAUUCAUAUCACCAAAAGGAGUUCUACAAGAAACUGGAUCUGUUGGAUUAAGCUUGAUAGUAUGGGGCUCUGCAGGAAUCCUGUCUCUUUUGGGUUCAUUGUCAUAUGCUGAAAUAGGAUGUGUUGUAAAGAAGUCAGGAGGGGAAUAUGCCUACAUUGACGCAGCUAUGGGUCGAUUGAUGGCUUUCAUGUUUGCUUGGACAAAAAUUAUCGUAUUGACACCAUCUAGUGUUGCUGUGAUAUCACUGACGUUUGCGUCGUACUGCGUCACAUUUUUUCCAUACUGCGGAGAGCCUCAAGUCCCUCUGAAAGUCAUUGCUGCAUUGGCUAUCGUGACUUUGACUAUCAUAAAUUGUUAUGAUACGAGAGCUGGAGCCAGCGUCCAAGUAUUCUUCACAGCAGCUAAGCUGAUAGCACUGGUCAUUAUCAUCGUUGGAGGUCUUGUAAGACUUGGACAAGGUCAUACAGCAACAAUGAAAACUGGUUUUGAUGGGACAAUCGGCACUGCGUCAGGUGUUGCCUUGGCAUUUUAUGACGCACUAUGGGCGUAUGAUGGAUGGAAUACAUUGAAUUAUGUUUCAGAGGAAUUGAAAAAUCCUUACGUAAAUUUACCACGAGCUAAUGUAAUUGGUGUGCUGCUAGUAACAAUAUUGUACAUUUUGACUAAUAUCUCGUAUUUGGUUGUACUUGGAAUAGACGGUCUACUGGAAAGUGACGCUGUUGCUGUUACUUGGGGAGAUGAUGUACUUGGUGCAGUAGGUGUAAUAAUGCCCAUUUUUGUAAUGUGCUCAACAUUUGGUGCUGCCAACGGUGCAUUAUUUGCAGGUGUAAGAACACUGUAUGCAGCUGCACGUGAUGAUCAGUUUCCAGAAGUGUUGUCAUAUGUCAACUGUAAAAGAUACACGCCGAUACCAUGCCUAAUAUUUACAUCUGCGCUUGCACUUCUUAUGCUAAUUCCCGGUGACAUAGGAAGCUUGAUAGACUUUUUCAGCUUUGCCUCCUGGAUGUUUUACGCGUUGGCAAUAAUUUCCCUAUUCAUCUUACGAUGGAGACUACCAGACGCACACAGGCCUAUAAAGAUUUUCAUUUUGUUACCUGUAAUUUUCCUUGCCUGCUCUUUAUACUUGGUAGUAGCACCAAUAGUGCAAGAUCCACGGUUAGAAUUCCUGUACGCUUUCCUCUUCAUGAUUGGAGGAUUGCUGUUUUAUAUUCCCUUGGUUCAUUUUCAAUUGAUGACAGGACGUUUCGACGCCGUUACUAGAUUUCUACAAAAAAUUAUGGAAGUUGUACCAAGUCCAUACGAAGAACCUGAUUUUGGAUAAUCUAAACACCUCGACUAUUGUCUUAAAUGUAUACUAGUAUUAUGUAAAAACAUUUUCGUGGAACAUUAUUAUCGUGAGCACUAUCACAGAGAGAUAUUUAUAUAUAAUGCUAUAUAACUUGAACAUAUAACAGAGGCACAGUAAAUAUAUAGUUCAAACGGUAAUGUUGAACGAAUGAUUUAGUUAUUAUAAUAUAAUGAUGUUAUGACCCAAAGGAAUUUUUGUAUGACGUCGUGUUUUCAUGGACAGAUGAGUUUUAUAAUUGAUUCAAUAUUUUAUCUUUAUUAUGAUGUUUUAUUUGUUUUUGUAUAUACCAUUGAAGUCCGUGAAUUUUGUUCUUGUAUUUUUGUAAAGUUUAUGUAAGUUACGUGAUUGACGUACGAAAGGUAAUGUAGUACAUAUGAUAUAAUGUCAGUCGUAUAAAUUUAGAUGUAGUUACAUUUAUAUCUGUUAUA